AGUGGAAAGUAACGGUUUCGUUUCUAAGUCACUUCCGGUGAUAGAAAAACAACAAGUUUGUUGUGUCUGUCCGUGAUCUCAGCUGACAUGUGUGGUGUGAUGACAUCAGCAGAUAUUCGGAACACACCGUUUAAAGGGAAGUAUAAAAGGUCUGAAGAAAUCCUGCUGCUCGUUCUCUUGGCUUCAAUCACAGUGAGCUGUCAGCAGGUCAUCCGGGCUCAGGUGGGAGACUCGGUCCUGUUGCCGUGUGACUACAGAACAGAUCCUCUCCCAGAAACCACCACGGUGUUCUGGAGAGACAACAACAACAGCGUGGUGCUCAACAUCAUCAAGAAAAAGCCAGACAACAAUUUGCAGGACGAGAAGUACAAAGGGCGAGUGUUCAGCUUCCAGAACGUUUACAACGAGGGGAACUUCUCCAUCCUGAUGAAGGACGUGAGGCUGACGGACAGCAGCUUGUACGAGUGUUUGAUCCUUGAAGUGAACCACCUGCAGAUACUCCAACUCACCGUGUCAGAGAGACGUGCGGGAGCAGCUGACACUUCUCCUCAUGGAGCAGCAGGUGGCGCUGUGGUAACAUCAACCUCCCUCCUCGUGUCUCUGCUUCUUCUCUCUCUCACAUCUGUUCACUAAAGCUAAACUGAUAUAAGUUCAAAGCAUUAUUAUUAUUUCUUAAUGUGCAGCUUAAACCUAUUUAUUGUAUUUAGUUUUUAUUUAUCUUUACUUUUAAAAAGGUCUUCAGUAUUUAAGCUGUAGGCUUCUUCAGUCCUUUGGCUAAGCACUAAAAUCACUAUAAGCACCUUAAACCAGAAAAGCUCCUGCUGACCAGUAUAACCU
This is a messenger RNA of Labrus mixtus (cuckoo wrasse), 837 nucleotides long. RefSeq names its product CD276 antigen homolog. NCBI's taxonomy places the organism in Eukaryota, Metazoa, Chordata, Actinopteri, Labriformes, Labridae. The coding region runs from base 88 to 633 and encodes 181 amino acids. The record is from RefSeq and is a predicted model, not a curated record. The transcript is spliced from 4 exons. Gene Ontology annotation, biological process: T cell costimulation; cellular response to lipopolysaccharide; negative regulation of T cell proliferation. Gene Ontology annotation, cellular component: external side of plasma membrane.